AUGCCACCCAUGUUGAUACCAGCGGCUCGGCCGUUCAAGUACGAGCCUCGAAUCGACGACAUGUUCGAGGACAUGAUCGAGCAAGGGCAUUUUGCCACUGAAGAAGAGCAGAUGCGCUUCUUCACGCGCUAUUGCCGUUAUUACGAGGAGAUGAAGACGAAGUACGGAGAUCAGGUGUACCAGGCACAGUGGAACGCCGAGUACAAGAUCUACCGCGAGUACUUCGGAGACGAUGCGACGGUCGAAUCAUUCGGGUGUCCAGAGCCUAGCCCUAUGACGCCUGUGCAGAUUGAAGAUAAUCGCCGGCACAUAGUAGAGGACCCUGCCGACGCGCCUCCGAGCUGGAUUGCGAAAGCAAACGAAGAAUCAGCCGCGAGAGCGCAGGCUCAGAAUGCCGCCAAGACUGGCAUCGAGACGAGGGAAGCCGAGCGACAUGCCCACGCUACCCAACCCAAGGAGGCCGAGCGACAUGCUCCUGUGAUCCGCCCUAUAGAGGCCGAGCGACAUGCUCUUGAGAUCCGCCCCAAACCCAAGGGAUCAGCCGAGCGACAUGCUCACGCUACCCAACCCAAGGGAGCCGCCGAGCGACAUGCUCACGCCGCCCCGCCCAAGGGAGCAGCCGAGCGACAUGCUCACGCUGCCCAGCCCAAGGAGGUCGAGCGAAGUGCUCUUGCUAGUGGUGAGAAGAAGCCCCGUCUCGGAUAUGGCAGAUUGAUCAAGUCCACGGAUAUCGCAGGGCAUGAUUCGACCGCCAACGAAGGGGCAUCAUCGUCGUAUAGUCAGGCGCUGCAACGACCAGCACCUGUGGCUCCCGAAGUCGAUGCGUCAGGCGAAGAAUGGAUGACCGUGGGUCCACAGCCUCGUGGUCCCAGAAAUCCGUUCAAGGGCGUAAGGCUAGCAUUGCCAAUGGCUAACAAUAUGCCUCGGUUCAGCGCAGUUACAACUGCUAAGUAUGGCCGUCUUGCCUUCAUCGGAAAGGACGGACGCAAUCUAGAACAAGUCCAGUCUAUGUUCAAUGUGAAUCUCUGCUCACAUUACCUGGAUGAUGACCAGACAGCAGUGUGCGUCUGGGCCGAGCCUAGAUUCAAACAUGCCAUGACAGAGGGCGUUAAAAAGGAGCUCGAUACCGUGCACAACAUCCUGAAGGAUUGGGUGCGCACUCGCCGAAAUGAUUGUCCAGAUCAGGCCGAGGAGUUCGACUUCUUCGUCUCGGAUUGGAUGGCUCGACGUAACAAAGAGGAUGCCGACAAGAGGUCAGUCAAGGUGACCCGGAGAUAUCCGUAUCCAAGAGGGCCACGCCCCGAGCCCAAUAAGGGUAAGGGUAAACACGUUGGCCAUCCGGUGCCCGAUUACAAGGGGGUUCUCUAUGAUUACCACCCGAAAUUCGGGCAACGCGAGCCAGGGGCUGCCACGAAACCAGCCAUACUACACAAGAACCCUUCCCCUGGGGACCUUAUGCGGCAGGUUAAGGUGGAGGAGACCAAAGAAAGCCAGCAAGCGAGAAAGCAGACCAAGCUGCUAGAUUCCGCCCAGAAGAAGCUGGACGAAGUGGUCAAGGAGGCCCGAAAGGCCGAAGAAGCCCUUGGUCGCAACGAAACUCCAGAGGAGACCCAGCGGCGGCGCGAAGGCGAGGCUGCCAAGCUGAAAUCUCAAACCAGAGACUGGUAUGAGAUGGAUGAAGAGGCCCGUCAUGAGGAGGACGAAAGCAAUCGAGCCUGCAGAGAAAAGCUUAUAGGCAUCUGCUCGUUCGUCGUCGAAGUCGAAGCCAAGAAGCUUCACGCCUCCAUGACCCAGGCUCAGAUCCUCAGGAAAGCUAUGGACUCGAGGAGAACCAAGAUGCUCGCGUUGGGGUUCACCGACGAGGAGAUAGACGUCCUCCUGAAUUCUCAGAGCUUUAUGGAGUCCGAUGACAAGACUUAUGAGGCUCUGAUAGAGCAGCGUAAGAGGGCCAGCAAAAUCGAAGGCACAGCCACUGGAAAGACCAAGUCUCUCAAAAUCACCGAGCCAUCCUCGAAGAACGAGGGCAAGGUGCAGACCGCUGACCAGGCCAUCAAGAAGGAGGGCAUAGACAGCAAAAAGGCUGGCCCAUCCAAUGCAGCCUCCAGCACCCAGGCUACAAAGCCAGAGAAGAAGAAGUAG
Venustampulla echinocandica is the source of this 2139-nucleotide messenger RNA. RefSeq lists its product as uncharacterized. NCBI's taxonomy places the organism in Eukaryota, Fungi, Ascomycota, Leotiomycetes, Helotiales, Pleuroascaceae. The record is from RefSeq and is a predicted model, not a curated record. The transcript has 2 exons. The coding region runs from base 1 to 2139 and encodes 712 amino acids.